AAUGAGCUGACGCUUGUUGUGAAAUGGGAAUAAGGCCGCGGGUCAGACCGUUUUAAAAGACAGCCUGCUAAUUUUUUUUCAUUGUUAGGUUUUGUAUAAUAACGUAGACAUUUUGAACAUGCACUCCCAGAUUUUAUGUGGCGGCACAGCUGCGGCUGUUGCUGCGAGAAGGGUGCGGUAUAUUUUGGGUUGUGUCCUGGGAAGAGACGGCUGGAUGUUCAGAACUCAUGAGGUCAAACUUCUGAACACAGCCUCAGGUGACACAGUGAAGAUUGGUGAGAUCACUUACAAACUCAAGCCACCCCAGAAUCCAGAGCUUGUUCCUGUGAAACACAUUUCAGACUCCCUACCGCAGACGGUGGCUCAACACCUCCGAUGGAUUAUGCAGAAAGACCUUUUGGGUCAGGAUGUGUUCCUCAUUGGCCCCCCAGGACCCCUGAGAAGAUCCAUUGCUAUGCAGUACCUUGAGUUGACUAAACGGGAAGUGGAGUAUGUCGCUUUGUCCAGGGACACCACAGAGACCGACCUGAAACAGAGGAGAGAGAUUCGAUCGGGGACGGCCUUCUACAUAGACCAGUGUGCUGUAAGGGCCGCAAUAAGAGGCCGAGUCCUGGUCCUGGAGGGGCUGGAGAAAGCCGAGAGGAACGUCCUGCCUGUUCUUAACAACCUGCUGGAGAAUCGAGAGAUGCAGCUGGAGGAUGGCCGCUUCCUCAUGUCAGCGGAGCGUUAUGACAAGCUGCUGCAGGAGCACACCAAAGAGGAGCUGGACAGCUGGAAGAUUGUCCGCGUAAGCGAGGACUUUCGGGUCAUCGCGCUUGGUCUUCCUGUACCCAAGUACAAAGGCAAUCCGCUGGAUCCUCCUCUCCGCUCUCGCUUCCAGGCUAGAGACGUCUAUUACCUACCAUUCAAGGACCAGUUGGAGUUGCUGUACUCAGCAGGACCAAAUGUCGCUGCAGAAAGAGUUUCCCAGCUGCUCUCACUAGCUACUACGCUAUGCUCCCAGGAAUCAUCCAGCCUAGGCCUUCCUGACUUUCCUGUGGACAACCUGCUUCCUGCCCUUCAUGUCCUGAACUCUUUCCCAAUGCUAUCCUGCCAGCAACUGCUCCAUAGGCUUUAUCCAUAUAACAGUAUGUUGGGCAAGGACGGUCGCACUGCUGUUGAGGGUGUACUCAGUCGAUUUGAGCUUCUGGAUGGUCAUCGUCAGCCAGCACCCACCACCAUUUUGAGUGUGUCCACGGCAAAAGAUGUAGAAGGCCAUGCAGACAUCACUUUACAUGUAGUGGACAAAGACAUCACCUUUCAGGUUCCAGCAGGCGUUAAGGAGCCACGUCCACCCAAAAGCAGUCCCACCUACAUUCAUACACCAAGCCACUCCCAGUUGUUGGCCGAGAUGAUACAGUCGCACAUGGUUAAGGACAUAUGUCUGAUAGGACCUAAGGGUUGCGGCAAGUCGGUGAUUGCCAGAGAGUUUGCUGAGAUGCUGGGUUACAGCAUGGAGCCUGUCAUGCUCUACCAGGACAUGACAGUCAGGGACCUUCUCCAACAGAGGUACACGCUCCCAAAUGGGGACACAGCAUGGAGGCCAUCUCCACUGGUCACUGCUGCCAUGGAGGGCAAGCUGCUGCUUCUCGACGGCAUACACAGAGUCAACCUGGGAACCUUGGCUGUACUAUCCAGGUUACUCUAUGACAGGGAGAUAGAUCUGUAUGAUGGGACCAGGCUGCUGAGGUGGGACAGAUACCAGACUCUAAAGGAACAACUACAUUUAAGUGACCAGGAACUGCAAGAGAGAUCUGUUUUCCCCAUUCAUCCAUCGUUCAGAGUGCUGGCCCUAGCAGAACCCCCUGUCGUGGGGAGUGCAGGCAGCAACAGCAGAGCUCAGCAGUGGUUGGGCCCCGAGGUGCUCACUAUGUUCCUUUACCACAAUGUCAUGCCGCUGGCCAAAGAAGAGGAGAUGGGCCUCAUACAGGGACUGGCUCCUAAUGUACCGAUGGAAGGAGCAGAGCAGCUACUGCACCUUGCACACAGUCUCCGCAAGACAAAUGACCCCACAGCACAGUCUCUGGCCUCGUCUCUCUCCACUAGACAGCUACUAAGGAUCUGUCGCCGUCUCUCUCGGCACCCUGAGGAGAGCGUCACUCACGCAGUCAAUAAGGCUUGUCUCUCCAGAUUCCUGCCCAGCCUGGCCCGUUCCUCUCUUCAAAAAAACCUCAUGAACUGCUCCAUACAGGAUGCAACAGACCCUGCUGAUCGCUCUCUUGAUUAUCCCUGUAUGGUAAAGGACGGUGUGUUGACCAUUGGGAGUGUCUCCGCUCCCAUCUACAAUGCUGACCAGAAAAUGAAGGUUCCUGAUGUGCUCUUCUAUGAUAAUCCCCAGCACAUGAUGGUGAUGGAGGACAUGCUGAAAGACUUUCUGUUAGGAGAGCACCUCCUCUUAGUGGGAAACCAGGGUGUUGGCAAAAAUAAAAUUGUGGACCGGUUCCUGCACCUUCUCAACAGGCCCAGAGAAUAUCUACAGCUCCACAGGGAUACAACAGUCCAGACUCUGACCUUACAGCCCUCGGUGCGAGAUGGCAUCAUUACAUAUGAGGACUCCCCUCUGGUAAAGGCAGUGAAGUUUGGCCACGUGUUAGUGAUAGAUGAGGCCGACAAAGCUCCUACAAACGUCACCUGCAUUCUCAAAACCCUGGUGGAGAGCGGAGAGAUGAUCCUGGCUGAUGGACGCAAAAUCAUCUCAGGUCCACGUGACGCCAAGGGGAGGCCUAACACCAUAAUUAUGCACCCAGACUUCAGGAUGAUCGUCCUCGCUAACAGACCUGGUUUUCCUUUCCUGGGCAAUGACUUCUUUGGAGCUCUAGGCGAUAUUUUUAGCUGCCAUGCUGUGGACAACCCGAAGCCCAAAGCGGAGCUGGCUAUGCUAAAACAGUAUGGCCCCGAUGUUCCCGAUGCUAUGUUGCAAAAGCUCGUGGCAGCCUUUGGAGAGCUCAGGUCCAUGGCCGACCAGGGUACCAUCAACUACCCCUAUUCUACUAGAGAGGUGGUCAACAUUGUCAAACACCUCCAGAAAUUUCCCGAUGAGGGUCUGGCCAACGUGGUGAGAAACGUCUUCGACUUUGACUCAUACAACAAAGACAUGCGGGAGGUUCUAAUUGAAGCACUGCACAAGCACGGGAUUCCCAUUGGAGCCAAGCCCAGCUCUGUCAAGCUGGCUAAGGAGUUUCCCUUGCCGGAGGUCAAGAUGACAGGAUAUUGGACCAUAAACCAAGGUGGCAACGCUCGACGCAAACUACUGUGUCCCACGGACACACGGCCCAUAGAUGUCAAGGGCCCAGUGUUUCUGCGUGUCCAGAAGCACCCCUGCAACAGGCAGGAAAGCAGGGCUUUGAGUUUCACUGAAGAGAAAGCCCACUGGCAGAUUCCCAUGAAUGAAGUUAACAUCAUCUGUGACGUCACCACCAAAGAUGAUGUGCUGUAUGUGGCCACCUGUAACCCAGUGUCCCUGUACUCCAUGAAGGAGCGUGGGGAAACUAUCGAGUGCAUAGAGCUCUACGAUGUCUUCCCCAGGACCAUCAGUGGUGUCUGGCAGCCCUUUGUUACGGUUGCUCCACUUGGGAGUCCACUGGAUGGACAGGUGGUGCUGCACGAGGAACAGGGUAACACAGUGCUCCAUUUGGACUUGGUGACAGGCGCCUUGCGGAGGCUCAUGAUUUCCCCCGACAGUGAUCAGUCUUCCAGCAGAGCGUCGAACUGGUGGAACAGUAAGGAACAACAGGCAGGGUAUAAAAUGUGUCGUGACUUCUCCCACAAAAACUGGCUUCUGUUCUAUAAGGAGGACAGCAACCAGCUGGAGGUCCUGGAUGUGCUUGAGGGACGAGUUCACUCCAUCUCCCUUCCCAUCAACCUAAAGUCUGUCUUCCUGGUGGCAGAGGACCGCUGGCUGCUGCUGGAGAGCAACUCUAACAAGAAGUUCCUGCUGACCAAGCCCAUGCACAUGGCAGCUGAAGGCUCUGGAGUGUGUCAGCUUCACAGCAUCAGUGAGGACUCAGUCAACUCAGGCCAUGGAACAAGCUCAGCCGAGUUGUCUAUACCCCAGAUGCUGUCAUGUGAGCAGCUACCCAACGAGAACCUGAGUGCCGCUCUGAACCAGAAGAUUGUUUCCCCUAACCGUGUGCUGGUUGACACAGAUUCCUAUGCGCGGCUCAUCGUCGGCUUCCCAGAUCUCAUGUCACCUAAUGAAGUGUACAGCUUUAAAAGACCCGUCAACCUAUCAGCGAUAAAGAGUGGUGACAGCGGGGCUCAAGCGUUCUUCAGAGGAGGGCUUCGGAGCGCCACGGCCAAACAGGAGAAUUGUGUCAGUCUGAUCCCGGUCAAUCAGGUGGUUCGAGCUCUUCCACCUAACAAAGUCCCCCUAAAAGAGCUGUACCCCAAAGACGUCACACCUCCAAUGACAGCGGCAUACCUGGAGGUGACUGAUCUCAACUCCAAGAAGCUCAAAUAUAUUCCUGUUCCAAGGUCAAUGACUGUGUCGCCCUACACCAACUGGGUGUCCAAGGUGUCAGAGUGUGAUGUGCUGAUAGCUGCUCUUGGUUCUGGAGGUGUCGUCACGGUGGAUAUGGGCGGGUACAUCCGUCUCUGGGAGACAGGAUUAGACACCUUGCAGCGCUCACUGAUGGAAUGGAGGAAUAUGAUUGGCUCAGAGGACGGCAGACCCAUACAGAUCACCAUCCAGAGGGACAGUGGCCUGGAUGUCAGCGCCCCGAAACAUGGCAAGAUCGACCCCCACAAUGCUCCUCAUGUCGGGGGUAACCAGUGGGCGGGAGGCACAGGUGGCAGAGACACAGCAGGGCUGGGUGGCAAGGGAGGCCCCUAUCGUCUGGAUGCAGGGCAUAAGGUCUAUCAGGUUUCACAGGUGGAGAAGGAUGCGGUUCCUGAAGAGAUCCGUAAGGCAGCCCGAGAAAUGGCUGAAAAGGCCUUCAAAGAAAGGUUGAAGGAGAUUGAUAUGAGUGAAUACGAUGCUGCUACAUACGAGCGCUUCUCCAGUGCCGUGAGGAGACAAGUUCAGUCACUCCGCAUCAUCCUGGACAGUUUACAGGCUAAAGGGAAGGAGCGGCAGUGGUUAAAGAACCAGGCUCUGGGAGAGCUGGAUGACACCAAGAUCAUCGAUGGACUGACUGGAGAGAAGGCUAUAUAUAAACGCAGGGGAGAGCUGGAACCAGAGCUGGGCAGCCCUCAGCAGAAGCCCAAGCGGUUACGGGUGUUGGCCGACGUGUCGGGCAGCAUGUACCGCUUCAACGGUGUGGAUGGCAGGCUGGAGCGCUCCAUGGAAGCUGUGUGUAUGGUCAUGGAAGCUCUUGAGAACUAUGAGCACAAAUUCAAGUAUGACAUAGUGGGCCACUCGGGUGAUGGCUACGACAUUGAACUGGUCACGGCAGACAAAAUCCCCAAGAAUAACAAGCAGAGACUUAAAGUCCUGAGGGUCAUGCAUGCCCACGCUCAGUUCUGCAUGAGUGGUGACUACACUCUGGAGGGGACGGAGGCCAGCAUCAAGGAGCUGGCGAGAGAAGAAGCAGAUGAGCACUUUGUGGUGGUGCUGAGCGACGCUAAUCUGGAGCGCUACGGCAUUCGGCCCGAGCGCUUUGCCCAAGUCUUGACCUCUGACCCACAGGUCAAUGCCUUUGCCAUUUUCAUUGGCUCCCUUGGGGAUCAGGCUGAAAGACUCCAAAAGACCCUUCCAGCAGGGAGGUCCUUUGUCGCCAUGGACACCAAGCAGAUCCCCCAAAUCCUGCAGCAGAUCUUCACCUCCACAAUGUUAUCCAGUGCCUGAUGCAAACACAUAGUACAUACCGUACACUCACUUGUUAUCUCACACACCCAAAACUUCAAAAAGUUUGUUAUGAAAGCGCUGAAAAUCUUCGCACUCUGUGUCAGAUCAAAUGACUGUAUCACGGCUGCAGCAGGUCGGGAGGGGUCGCAUUAGCACGAGCCGGGGGUUGGACAGUUUAUUAUUGUUAAGAAGCCUGUUAGCAUGACAGAGUAACUAAUGUUUAGACAUUUUGCUGUGUCCCUCUGGGAACAGCUACAGUACACAAAGUGUGUGAUCUCUUUUAGUGUGACUGUAAUCUGCUGUGUAAUCGGUGACGCGAAUGCCUGGAGCCUGUCUCAGAUCCCAUGUAGGGAUCAAACACACAGCCUAACCAGCUGUUCUUUUUAAUUGUGUUUUUGCCCCUACACACACACGCACACACACACACACCUUUGUCCUCUAUCGGGCUGUGAGAAACUCAAAGGGAAGGGCCAUGGAGUCGUGACAGCAUCCAUUUAUGUCAGAGCUCCUCACUUCUUGUCUGUCACGCAGAAAAAUGCACAGACACACGCAAGAAAGCUGACAGUAAAGCCCCACCUGACCGACACUUGGAUGCGCCGAGCAGCAAUAACUUGGCGCCUUUGGUAUGUUGGGACUGCCACCAGGGAAUUUCCCACCUGGCUGCACGCGGACUUUAAAGCCUGCCGCUGUUGUACACCCCCAUGCUGUGUGAGUGUGCGUGUAUGUGUGUGUGUAUUUUCCUAGAGCAUCUAUGUCAACAUGUGCAGACCCUUUCCUUCCUGUCUGGUGGAACGUGUGUUGCCUCGUGUGCGCUCAGAGCUGCCUUUCAUUGCAUGAGCUCCCAAACACAAAAUACUUUCACUGCGAGACAGAUGAAGAGAAAAAUCCAGGACUAGUGGGUCAGUGUGGGCACACAGAUCUUUGCCACGUGUAUCAAACAUCAUAUCAGUGUCUUCCCUGGUUGUCAUAGUUAUUGUUCAUGCCUGACUAUGUUGAAUCAAUAGAAGCCUGUCCAGCUGUCAGCCUCUAUUGAUUUCUGUGAGUGAGGCAUAUGCCAUUUUUUUAUUAACCUACUUUAAUUUGCCUCUGGCUCUUAGGCUGCUGAUUAGUUGGAAAUGUAAGACAUUUGCUGGGUGGAACCUCAUGUUGGGAAGGCAUUAAAAAGUGUAUAUUAAAAUUCAUACAAGUAUCUAGUUUUUACAUUGUUAAUUUCUGGUGAAAUAAACUGUAAAAGUAAUGUAGAGCAUUUUAAUAAAUGUUAACAUUGCUAUUUGAUUCAAUUUCUGCCCCAUCACUUCCCUUCUGAAGACUAUUUCUGCUGCUGCUCGAUUAUCCGAUUAAUCACAUUUGUGACGAGCGUUCCUGUCCUUCCUGGUGUUGCAAAAGAAAACCGUUUAUCUGCAGAUGUGGUCAUUUUUUUAAAACAAGUGGAGAUAAUGGAUGAAGAUUAAGUAUUUCUUAACAAGAAGCAGUCAGAGAGUGCAAACCUCCGUCAAAGCAGCUCACUCUCUGAGCAGGUUUUACUUUCAGGGAAAUCAUUUCAUAUUUUGUAAAUUUUUGUUUGGUUUUCUUUGUUCUUUUUAAAUGUACUUUGAAAACUUUGUAGUCCAGUUAAAAUCAGAUAAGGGAAGCAUGAAGAUGUUUACUUUGAUUACAGAAACCUUCUGAAGGAGUAGCCGAUGGAUAAUAGGUAUGAUUUGUAAAUAACUGGACGAAUAACUUUAUUUUAUAAUGUAAUAUUAUACUGCAGUGUAUUUUUAACUAGCCAACUCAUUCUCUUUCUUUAAAGAUAGAAGACAUUGUGGGGUCAACCUGAAAGAAAGGCAGAUUUGAAAUGUAAAAGUGAGGUCAGAGGUCAAAUGUGAUAUGAUAUUUAGAUGCAAACUAUAAUGUGAUGUUUAGAGUCCCCAUAUACCAGAAUCGUUCAAUAAAUGCUUUUAAGUGUAUAGCUUGAAAGAUGAGACAUUUUAUGAAAGUUUGAUAUUAUUUGACCUUGAAGAAGAGGUCAAAGGUCCAAAGUAAGUGAUAUUUAGAAUCCCCAUAUAUCAUCCCCUAUAUGCCCAUAUGGUGUCAGUAUAAACAAUGGCAGUAAUGGCAACAGGUCUAUAUAGUUUUAUUAUCGCUUUGACAUUCAGUUCAAUCGAUUGACCUUGAAGGAGAGGUCACAGGCCAAAUGUGACAUGAUAUUAAAGGACCUUGAAGACUUCAGUGGAUAGAAGCCAGAUUUUAAUAGAUUGUUAACAUGAGUCCACUUUACACGCCUAAAAGGGUUUUUUUUUUAUUAUCAGAAUUCAAUAAAAACUUUCUGACCUAUCAUGUUUACAGACUGAAAUAAUGGCAGCGAUACACACAAGCGUUUGCUGGUGGUAAUAAGUGGAGACUAGUCUCUAAAUUGUAAUUUUACAGAAGAAAUGAAGUAAAACUUCCAGUUGGAGAAUGGCCACUGCUUGCUAUUAACACAAAAACUGACUUCUUUAGUUCAUAAUUCCUAAAAGUACUCCGGGCUGCCCCUUUCUUGCAGUGGGUUGUCACGGCUGAUGGAUCCGCAUGUUUUGAUUUGGCACAGAUUUUGCACUAGAUGCUCUUUUUGUUCCCAAUGCAAUCAUCUUCCAACAUUUAUAAUACAUUAAGAAAAAAAACUUUUGCUUUUGCUUGACACAAGCCGUAAUUGUGAGCAGAUUAAAGGACAUUUUGCAAGUGUUGGUUAGAGUCAACAUUUAUAAUUUCAUAUUCAGUGUCAGCAACAUAUUUAGGAUGUUUAGUAAAACCACGAAUGAUAUGUGGGCAAUAAUGCGUUACUGUGUUGUGUAUAAUUCUAUAACAGAACACAAGAACUCCAUUCUUAGAAACCGAGGCAGUUCUUUGCAUCCCAGACCGCUCGGCUUUCCUCUCAUUUCCUGCUGGUCACUUUUUCCGUGUGCUGCAAUGAUCCAUUCAUUGGACCACAAUCACCAGGCCCACCCUCCCACUGUUUUGACUGUAGCCAAAACAACUGGCUGCAUACUAUGUGCUGUUGUUCACAUAUACGCACAGCAUGCUGAUAGCUCUGGUGCUACAUUGAUUGUGUUCUUUGGGUUUCCGUGCUUUACCACCAGAAAUAAUUUGCCACACUGUUCUCGCUGCUUUGAAGUCUUUCCUCCUCCGGUGCUCGGGUAAUGACAUUUUAGCAGAUUAUUUAUAUUCUCAGUCAAUGGCUGUCACGACUUUCUCUGACUAUGCUCCUUCCUCUGUUUACUCUUAGCGGGCCUGUGAGGAAAAAUAAGCGCCCUUUCUAUAACAUAGAGGAUCUUAUUUCAAGAAAUAUAUGAGGUUUAUGUGAAGUUUACAACAUGAAAAAACUCGCACAUGCAAAAUAAGAUUCAUUUACAUAAGAAUGUUGCUGGUAUACAGUGAGUAUGUCUACACUAACCUCUGCUUGGGACUGUCUGCCCAGUGUGCUGGUAAUUACAUACUGCUGCUUGCUUCCUGUGCUAUACUGCUUUAUUGACUCAUUGUUUAUCACCCUGAAUUUGCAAUGACAAAUGGUUUUAGGAUAACUUUAGGUGCCGACACACACUUAACCUGUUACACUUAUCCUAAGUCCCUCUACAAACGCAAAAUAAGACGUGGUAUAGUGGGGCGUUACAUUCAUUAGUCACAGUUAGAUGUGUAUUUAUCUUGUGUUUCCCCCUUCUUACACGCUGGCAUACCCUGUGAGUCACAUUGUAUUUUUUUGCAGUUGGCAAAAUUUAAAAAUAGAGGUUGUAAUGCAAAAUGUGCAAUCUAUUUUCAGCUACUUCUUGCUGAUGUUGUUACAUUUCAUGCCUGGGCACACAAAUACAUGUUCGCUACGUACUGUAAUAAGUGUGAGCAACUCGCAUGGCUGGCUUUGGGUUAAACUACAGUGGGACUGAUCACAGGGGGAACACCACAGGGGGAGAUUGACUGUGACUGUGAUUGAUUGCUGAUCUUGUGGCAGCCCAGCAGGAGACAUGAGGCGGGGUGAUUGCUUUAGUGUUUCCCUAUAAACAUUAAAAGCAGGGGCAUAUGUGCUCGUUGUAGCUGCUGGGUGAUUGAUGCCAGUCUUCUAGUUUGCUUGCAGCCCUGUAUGUUAGGAAUGUACCCACAGGAAUGUUACCUGCUCAGUAGAUGGAAAAAUUUCUCAAAAGCACAGACUCUGUUUUUUGUUUCAAUAAACACAUUGCUGUAAAUGUACAUCUUUGUGUGAACGAUAUGUGCAAUGGCAGCUUUAGUUUGCCUUACUGGGGCACUCUUAAGCAGAAUCCUUAUGCCAGAUAGCUAUCUCAUCCAGCUCUUCUGGGGGCACACCAAGGCAUUCCCAAGGCAGCUGAGAGGCAUAAUCUCUUCAGCGUGUCCUGGGUCUGCCCUGAUGCAUCUUCCCAGUUAGACAUGCCUUCACCUCCAAGGUGUCCUGGCCUAAUCGUGUCCCUGAACCACCUGAGCUGGCUCCUUUUUGUUGUGGAUAACUACUCUACCCUCCUGCAUGAGUUCCUCACCCUAUCUCCAAGGAAGAUCCCGGACACCCUGUGGAGAAAGUUAUUUUCUACUGCUUGUAUCCAUGAUCUAAGUCUUUUGGUCUCUGCCCAAAGCUUAUGGACAUAGAUGAGGGUAAAGACACUGGUGAAUCCACAGCUUUGCUUUCAUGCUCCACUCUUUCUUAACCAUGACAGACCCUUCCCUCCCCAUCUCCAGCUGCCUCCCUCUUCCCACUCCACCACAAUCACCCACACAUGCAGGGCCUAGUCGGGGCAGUCUGCUUCUCUCCACCCCAGGGAAAAGGGUAACACUACCUGGGUCUGGGUGCAGUUUCUCCCUCCAGGGGCAAGGGUACCUAGACCUGGGGCUUAGAGUACGCUUGGGGGAGUGUGAUUGUGUGUACAGUGUCUAUUUAUGUCUGUCUCCACGUUGGGUGAGUGUUGAGUAAUUGCAUAUGAGAGCAUGAGGGUGGGAAUGGAUGUUUGUAUCUGUGUGUGCCUGUUUGUCUGUGUCUAUAUGUCAGGUCGGGUAUCAGACGCCACCUCUCUAGGGACAUCUCAGGCCCUCCAAGGUAUGGAGGCCUAUCUCCCCCCACCACUACCCCUGCCGGUGGCAGACGCCCUCAGACAUCGGUGCAUUGGUGGUUCUUUGUGUCCGGGGAUGGGCGUCCAGGUACACACUGGCUCACUCCUGGUGGGGCUCGCUCGGGCCACUUCGGGGGUGGGGUGCCCUCGGCCUCUCGGCCUGGGGCUCGGUCACUCAGGCACAGCUGGCUGCCGGCGGAGCUCACGGGCACGUCACUGCAACCCCCCCUGGCUUCUGCUCCGUGGCUGCUGAGUGACCCCUCAUCUGGGGCUCUCCUCAGCUCUUUCUGGGAUAGUGGCGCGGCUGCCCCUCUGUUGGUCUUCCUUGGUCUCUUGUGUUCUGAGGGCCCCUGGAUGUCUGGAGUCUUGAUCUCCUCCACACUUGCUUCAUGCCCUGGAGGAUGGGACUGUGGCCCCCCACACCCUCUAGCAGAUCGUUACAUGAAGGAACCUUUUAAAUACAAGCGCGCUCAUGCUCACAGGUGUACACACAGGUGCUCACACACACAAACUACACCCUUUUUGGCUCCUACCUCAAAGCACACUGUGCGCUGUUGAUCUUACGUGCUGCACAAUAAUGUUUAAUAUUUAGUAUUUACUGUUAUAUUCCCAUAGAUCAUCGUGAUGAUGUUGUUUAUUAUAUUGCUCUUUCUUUUUCUGCUUGUUUUCUCUUUUUUCUUUCUCAACAGGUGAUCCAGGUGAUUGAUAUAUGUAUUUUUUGUCUGCUUAUUUUGUUGGUCUUUGUUUUUUGCCCUCUAUCACCGUUCCUCUUCCCCGCUGUUUUUCUUUCCCUCUUUCUUUCUCCCCUUUCUUUUCCCCAGUCAAGUCUGUCCCGUAUUUAGCAAGUGAAAAUAAAAUAAAAUAAACAAUAAAAGGUGAAUCAAAUAGACCAUUACGGCAAGGCUGGGAUGGUCCAUUUGGUAAAGUAAAUCCGUUGGGCAUCUUUCUUCGCCUUUAAACAAUAAUUCUGAUGGCAAAAGAACCAAACGGGACAGGCCAAAAAAACCAAAAACAUGACAGACCGGGAUGUCAUUACAACAGUUUGCAUUACUGCCAAUACUACACCUCUCAAUCUCUUGCUUUCUUCACUUAUGAUGACGACCCAGAGAUGCCCACUUACCCACUUUGGGGCAGCAGCUCUUUCCCAAUGUGGAGUGAACACUCUACACUUUUCCGACUGGGAACUAUGGCCUCAGACUAAUGCUAAUUAAUACUGAAUCUCAUCCCAGCUACUCCACACUGAAAUACAAACCAGCCUAUUCCAAACUGGAGAUUGAAGACAACAGAAUUACAUCAUCUGCAAAAAAGCAUACCUGUAGAUAGGAGCCAACCAAACCUGGUACCCUCUGUUUUUUGGCUGCACCCAACAACGGACUCCUUCUUUUCAAGCUCUUAAGACUACCAUGACGCGGAUGACUGAGAACCUAUAGAGACAUUGUACAGGGGCUGAAGAGCCAUCAACAGUGAGACAGAUAGCAUUCUGUUUGGUCUGUUACUUUGCAGGCGAGUCUUAUGCUUCAGUGCAGCCACAUUUCUUAUUGUUUAUGGUAGCAGGGUGCGUUCCUCAUUUGAAUUAGGUGAAGUUGUAGCACAUUUUCUGGUACUCAUUAGCUGGUAGUAUCAGUGUCUCCGCCUGAGUCUGCGGAGACAAGAAUGUCUGUGUUGUAAAGGGAAGGGAGAAAAACAGCAAGAGAGAGGCCUCAUGUGCCUAAAAGAGGUCUCUCCUGGGUUGGGCACACACCCACACACACCCACACCUUACACACACAGACACACAUCCUGACAAAUAGCCACCUGACAUCCACCCCUGUCAAGCCCUAAUUGAGUUGGACAUGAAAUCUCGGGAGGUGCUUUAUGAGCUGUGCUGCUGACAGACCCAAAGACAGAGUGGCGGAGCACCUGACACAGAAAUGCUGAUACGGAGACACAUGGGCCGCCAGUCAGACUGUUGGAGCAGUGAUGAAAAACAAACUGCAAUACAGAGAGGAUUACACGUCUUUAUUUCAUCACAUCAUUCAAGUUCUCCUGACACAGUUUUUUGUUCCAAACAUGAGUGUAUGUUGAUGAAAUGAUUAAAGGCAAACCUAUUAAUGAUAUAACCCGGGCAAUGUGUUUUUAGCAUGUCAGUAUGUCAGUGUUAUAUGCAGAUAUAAAUACUAUUA
This is a messenger RNA of Pelmatolapia mariae (spotted tilapia), 13046 nucleotides long. RefSeq names its product von Willebrand factor A domain containing 8 (gene vwa8). The transcript has 45 exons. The record is from RefSeq and is a predicted model, not a curated record. Gene Ontology annotation, molecular function: ATP hydrolysis activity; ATP binding. Gene Ontology annotation, cellular component: cytoplasm. Lineage: Eukaryota; Metazoa; Chordata; Actinopteri; Cichliformes; Cichlidae. Bases 119 to 5824 code for a protein of 1901 amino acids.